Leucoraja erinaceus (little skate) is the source of this 812-nucleotide messenger RNA. RefSeq names its product pseudouridylate synthase RPUSD4, mitochondrial-like. The coding region runs from base 51 to 812 and encodes 253 amino acids. The record is from RefSeq and is a predicted model, not a curated record. Lineage: Eukaryota; Metazoa; Chordata; Chondrichthyes; Rajiformes; Rajidae. Gene Ontology annotation, molecular function: RNA binding; pseudouridine synthase activity. Gene Ontology annotation, biological process: pseudouridine synthesis. The transcript is spliced from 5 exons.
CACGGGGCCUGGUCGCCACUUCCGGCGGUGCGGGAAGUCCGGAAGUGGUGAUGGCUCGUCCGUUUGGCCGGUUGCUGCGGGCGCGGGUGCGCAGCGCGCGUGUCGGUGUCGGGGCCGCGCCCGCGGUCACAUUCACGGCGGCGGAGCUCGCGGCCCGGCUACGGCGGGAAAUGGAGCCUCAGGAAGGGAAAAGCGAGCCGCCCAGUGUCGGGCAGCAGCUGAGGAGACUGACCCGUCCCCUACAGCGGGUCCACCCCAAUGUGCUGGCCAAGGUGUUGAGGGAGCGUAUGCUCUUCCAGAGCCCAGACCUGGUGGUGGUGGAUAAACCGUAUGGGAUCCCGAUGGAAGAGUGCCCCAGUGGGGGCCCCAGUAUCCGGGCAGCGUUGCCGGCACUGGCCCAGAUGCUGUACGGGAUGGGGACAGGGUCCCUGCACCUCUGUCACUGGCUGGGCAAGGACACGAGCGGAGCACUGCUGCUCGCCCCCCACGCAGCCUCAGCCCGGGACAUCCAGCUGCAGCUCCGCACCCAGCAGCUGCUGCCCACCUUCUGGGUGGUGACAGUGGGGGUCCCGGUGCCGUCGCAAGGAGUGAUCGACAUCCCUCUGGUGGAGCGAGAGGCCAGCAGGCCCAGGAAGCAUUUCAAGAUGCUCUGCUCCCGGUUUCGGGUGGGAGAGGCGGAGGGGCAGCUGGUGAGCGUGGGUGGCGAUCGCUCUGCGUUGCCGGCUCUGACACGUUACAGGGUGCUGGCGACCGCUGGGGCCCGCUGCCCUGUUGGAGGUGACUUUUUACACACUCACAUGCAAUUCCGAUAA